This is a messenger RNA of Funneliformis caledonium, 1029 nucleotides long. NCBI's taxonomy places the organism in Eukaryota, Fungi, Glomeromycota, Glomeromycetes, Glomerales, Glomeraceae. The record is from the annotation of a GenBank genome assembly.
AUGACAACAUAUGGUGGUAGACCAAGUACAGGCACUUCAAAUGAAGCGCCCAAGGAUUAUGAGGUUCCACACGGUCCAAAUGAUUCUGUUUCAGAAGUUUCAUUUUCACCAGUAGCAGAGUUUUUUGCAGUAUCUUCGUGGGAUACUUAUGUUAGGAUCUAUGAAGCCAAUUCAGCUACUGGAGCAGCCGUUGGCAAAGCUCUUUAUAAUCAUGAGAAACCCGCAUUAUGCUGCGCAUGGAGUAAAGAUGGAACUAAGGUUAUUUCAGGUGGUGCAGAUAAUGCAGGAAGGUGUUUUGAUAUUACUUCUCAGCAAGUAGGCCAAAUAGCUAUACAUGAUCAGCCUAUUAAAUGCAUUAAAUAUAUCGAAAAUCAUAAUCUUGUGUUAACUGGAAGUUGGGAUAAGACACUUAAGUAUUGGGACAUGCGCUCUUCAACACCUGUACUUACUGUUAAUCUUCCGGAGCGAUGCUAUGCUUUGGACGUUACCUAUCCUGUAUUAGUUGUAGGAUGCGCUGAAAGGCACGUCCAAAUGUUUGAUCUUAGUAAAAAUCCAAGUACCCCAGUCAAGAGCAUUGUAAGUCCCUUGAAAUGGCAAACUCGAUGUAUUUCAACCUUUUUAAAUCGCACUGGAUAUGCUAUAGGAAGUAUUGAAGGACGUGUUGGGAUACAAUAUUUUGAAGAAAAAGAUAAUCAGUCUAGUUUUUCUUUUAAAUGUCAUCGAGAACAAAAUCAUGUACAUGCGGUCAACGCUAUUUCUUUUCAUCCUAUAUAUGGCACAUUUUCAACUGCAGGAAGUGAUGGUACUUUUAAUUUCUGGGAUAAAGAUUCUAAACAACGUCUUAAAGGAUUCAGUUCGAUUGGAGGUCCCAUUACUUCUACUGCUUUCAACCGUAACGGUUCUAUUUUUGCUUACGCUUUAAGUUACGAUUGGAAUAAAGGCCUUAUAUCACAACCACAAAGAACAGCCGUUUACUUGCACGCCGUGAAAGAUGAAGAUGUUAAACCGAAGCCACCUAAAAAGCGAUAG